Molecule: messenger RNA, 1029 nt
Organism: Rosa chinensis
Lineage: Eukaryota; Viridiplantae; Streptophyta; Magnoliopsida; Rosales; Rosaceae
Product: B3 domain-containing transcription factor FUS3
Exons: 6
Coding region: 1-1029 (342 amino acids)
Molecular function (GO): DNA binding; DNA-binding transcription factor activity
Source: RefSeq, a predicted model, not a curated record
AUGUCACGCCAAAGAAGAGGCAACAUUCUGAGAACAAGAAAAGCUGCUCGUGCCGCGGCUGCUUCUUCAAGGUUGGCAGUAGGGAAGGAUCCAUCUAGUGCUGUUUCUGAAACGCCGAAUGAACAAUACAUCUACUCAUUCUGCACGCCGGAUAACAAGAAACUGAGAAUGUUGUUCGAAAAACAGCUGAAGAAUAGUGACGUUGGAUCUUUGGGCCGGAUUGUCCUUCCGAAGAAAGAGGCUGAAAAAUACCUUCCAAGCCUCUCCGACAAGGAAGGCAUAGAGCUGAGAAUCAGGGAUGCUCUUUCAACCCAAGAAUGGGGUUUGAAAUACAAAUACUGGUCAAAUAACAAAAGCCGAAUGUAUGUGCUUGAAAACACAGGAGACUUUGUUAGGCAAUCUGGAGUGGAGGUGGGAGAUAGCAUUCAUCUUUACGAAGAUGAAUGCAAGAAUAUUUACGUCUCCAUCCACCGGCAGGCUCAAGUAAGACCAGUCCAUGUUGUCAAGCCCUCCUCAACCUCAUAUCAUCAACAAAACUAUACCCAUACCAACACCAACACCUCUAAAAGAGACAACACCAACACCGCCAUCGAUCACACCAACAGCAAAACCCAUGCCAACACAACAAGCAUAUACACGCCAUACGCCUACAAUGAAACCGGAACCAGUGAAGUUGAGACUUCUUCAGCGGUAGUAUUACUACAACAACAACGCAAUGAACAACUAGUAGAAACAAACAACAUGGUGACAUUGUUUACGGAUCCUGCUUCUUCAUAUAGACAAAGUGAAGAAGCUAGCAACACCAACAACGACGUCACUAGACAACAACAAAGCUCUACUCAACCAGCUAUGGCAGGGAUAUUCGGGUCCUCAUCAUCGUCAUCGUCCUCACCGAGUAUAGUGAAGAUGGCUGAGGAUAACUUUGGCGACUGCUAUGAAGGCCUUGGGAUGCUCCCGGAAGUAGUCGAUCGUUUUAAUCAUUCUCUUUUUGAUUUUGACGACAUAAUAAGGGACGACAAGACGUUAUAG